CGGGUAGAUUCAUUCCAGUUUCUGCCACUGCAGAUUUGCCUCUGUGCAAGAAGAGAGCUGGAGCUGAACCUCCUCUGUGCAUGAAAACACUCUGCAAACAUGGCUGGUAAGAUCCAGAGUCUGACUGAGGAGGAGAGGGCCCACCUACUCCCCUUGCUACGCAACGCUCAGUGGGUGGAGGUUGUGGGACGGGACGCCAUUUACAAAGAGUUUGUUUUUAAAGACUUCAAUCAGGCUUUUGGUUUCAUGUCCAGAGUGGCGCUACAAGCAGAGAAGAUGGACCAUCAUCCUGAGUGGUUCAAUGUCUAUAAUAAGGUCCAGAUCACUCUCAGCACACAUGACUGUGGGGGGCUGUCCCAGCGUGACAUCACUUUGGCCACCUUCAUUGACCAGGCAUCUCUGAUGUGACCGACACACAUUGUCAGUCGAUUCCACAGUGAAAACUGAAGUGCUGGAAGUCACAGCUCUUCUUAUAUUCAUUCCACUGAGAAAUCUCUGAAGCUGUGACCUGCAACACCCAAAGAAUAUGAACCAGUUACUUUCAAUUGUUGUGAAUAAUGUAGCAGGUGUUAAAAUUAUGCUGUUGUUGGUUUUGCAUAUGGUGAAUAUAUGUGAGAUUUUUAGCUAAUGGUAAGACAAAUCAUAAAAUCAUUUACCUUACAUUUAAUUUACACUCAAGUAAAAAUACAAAUUCCUCAGUAUCCAUUCCACUUGUUAACACAGGUACCAUUUACAAUAAUGCGUCUUUCUGUCACCAAUAGUGUCUUAUGUGGCAAUUUUUUGUACUGUUAGUAAAAAGUUAUUUUCUGCAAAUCUA
This is a messenger RNA of Thunnus maccoyii (southern bluefin tuna), 817 nucleotides long. RefSeq names its product pterin-4 alpha-carbinolamine dehydratase/dimerization cofactor of hepatocyte nuclear factor 1 alpha (gene pcbd1). Bases 100 to 408 code for a protein of 102 amino acids. The record is from RefSeq and is a predicted model, not a curated record. The transcript is spliced from 4 exons. NCBI's taxonomy places the organism in Eukaryota, Metazoa, Chordata, Actinopteri, Scombriformes, Scombridae. Gene Ontology annotation, molecular function: 4-alpha-hydroxytetrahydrobiopterin dehydratase activity. Gene Ontology annotation, biological process: tetrahydrobiopterin biosynthetic process.